Messenger RNA from Prorocentrum cordatum, 2511 nucleotides. The record is from the annotation of a GenBank genome assembly. NCBI's taxonomy places the organism in Eukaryota, Dinophyceae, Prorocentrales, Prorocentraceae.
AUGCAGGGCGCGCAGGAUGUGAAUAUGGGCAGCGGAGGCUCUGCAGGAACGGAUCCAUGGGCAACGCGGGGUGCGGCCAGCAACGCGUCGAAGCUGGAGACCACGGCCAUCGACCUCACGAAGGACCUGAGCGAGCUGAAGGAGAGGGCGUGGGAGGCCACGCUCGGGCUGUUCAAGCGGCACCAAAGCAAAAUCGAGGGGUGCCGUUUGGGGGUAAGCUGCGUCCAGGGGCUGAUCCACCUCGCGUCGGCGACGGACACUUUCGAGUUUUGCUUGAUCAAAUGGAGUGAGCAGGCGACGUGGCGGGAGCUCCGCCGGCUGGCCCGAUUGCACGACACGGUUGCCCUGAAAGAAAUGCGCGGCAUCGUCUUCAUGGUGAACGAUCGGACCGCCGUGCGAUUCUCCAGGCUCAGUCCCGAGGCCUUCAGGGUGGAGUAUCAAGCCACCCAGCUGAUGCACGCUGGGCCGUUCAAUAGCAUGCCGCACCAGCUGAUGCGCAGUCUUCGCGCAGUGGGAUUUAAACAGGAGGUGCGGAAUAUUGCGAUUUCCUACCGCAAUGUUGCUUAUCGAGUUUCUCAGCGCAACCUUGCUUAUAGGAGGUGGAGGUGCUGGAUGGACGAGAUGCUGGAGGGAAAGGAUUGGCGCAUUGCUUGCAGGCGCUGCGCUACGUUUCUGCGCUCGAUCCUCGAGCACCCCAAGGUAGUAAAGGACCAGGCGUUCCACCAGCGGCUGGGCGCCGACUGCAAAGCGGUGGCUGCGCAGGAACAUCGCGCGCUACCAGCUGAUGUGGCGCGAUCCGAGAGUGAUGUGCUGGACCUUGUUUACCGCGGCAUCUUCGCGCCUGACGACCCGACGGGGCACGGUGACUCCUCGGGCGGCGCGGCGGUGCUCACGCCCGCGCAGGUGGCUGCGUCGGCUGUUCCGCCUCCACGCGAUGGCUGGGCCGAUGGCUUGGUGGGCGCGUUAGCCCGCGGUCGCAUCGCUGCGGCCCAUGUCCACUGGGGGGCUCCAGGAGGUAUCGCGCUGCUCUCGGUGCACUUCCACGCGGGCUUUGGCGCGGGCGCCAGGAGUGCCACCUUCCUGCGCGCGCUUGCCUCCUACGCUGCGCCGCUGCAAGCUUGCGGCCGAGACUGGGUCGCGAUCGUGGACUUGAACAUGGCGGAUGCCGGAUUCGACCUGAGGCGCUACGAAGGACGCGCUGAGCAGCCUCGCGCGAUGUGGGUCUGGGCGCAGCGGCAGCCCGCGCAGCGACGCCUGCGCCCACCACCUCGUCUCCUCGCCUGCACUUGGGUGGCGCGGUGGGCCAAGCACCUCGUGCGCGUCCGCGCUCUGCGGGUCCCAGUAGUUGCCGAGCCUAUCGUCGACCUCCUCGCUCUCUUCGCGAGGAUCCAUCGCAUGCAGCAUGUUUGGCAGGAGGUGCCGACCACGGUGCAGGAGCUCUUCCGCCUCGGCGCCAAGGCCCCCGUCGUCCUUGACUUUGCGCUUCGCAUGGGGGAGCUCGUGACGACGCUCGAGAACGCGCAGGCAGAGCAUGACGGCGACAUCGCCCAGCGCUGGAGGAGUUGGGUCGACGACUCCUUCAAGCAUGGCGCGGGCAGGGCUCAUCAGGCCACAGAGCUCCAGAGCGACCGUCCGGCCGCCAUCCUCGCGUCCAACUCGAGGGCGGCAGCGGGGCAGUCGCGGAUCCACCCUUGGGCGCUGUGGCUUGUGUCGGACAUGGCCCUGCACGCACUCGCCUUCCGCUUCAUGAGAGGCGAGGACAUUCUCGCGCGGCCGUCCCAGGGAAUCGUCGAUGUGACGGUGCGCCUGCCGAAGCUGGGCAGGAGCUCGCGGCUCGCUGCCCUGGCCCCGAACCUCGUCCCUGUCGAGGAGCUGGGUGAGGCCGUGAGGGCCGCCGCCCUCGCCUCGGAGCUCCACGUGCGAAGCCGCGGGGGGUUCGCGGCCCCGGUGGUGGGCAGGCUGCGCUGGGCGGACGAGGCGGCGCUGCUCGGCGCGCUGUCGACGCCGGGGCCGAAGCCAGACGCGUUCUGCCUCGCGGCGCCCGUGUCGCUGCCGCAGCGCGAGUCCGAGCAGCUCGCGGGGCUCCUCGGCCUGACCGGCGCCCUCGGCCCGCCGCUGCCCAUGCGCGUCGUCCUGGCCUGGAGGGCUGGCCGGCUCAUGGCCGCCGUGUCGCGCGGGGGGCUGGUGCCCGAGCGGCUGCGGCUGCCGGACCCGGAGGGCUGCGGGCCAGCCACGAAGCUGGUGGUCCGGGUGACGCUGCGGUGCCUUGACCCGGACCUGCCGUUGCCCGAGGUCUCGUUGUCGAUCCCCGUCGGCAGGCAGUGGGUGGCCGUGCCCCUGGAGCUGCCCGCGGCCGAGGGGGCCCGCGCCGCUGCCACAGCGGCGAUGGUCCGCGGGGCGCUCUGCGUCCUGACGUUCGCGGCGGCGGCGGAGCCCGAGGGCUGGCGGCUGGGGCUGGCGGUGAACUCCCUGCAGCUGCACGCGCCGCGCGGCGGCGGCGGCGAGGCGUGA